This is a messenger RNA of Rhizophagus irregularis DAOM 181602=DAOM 197198, 501 nucleotides long. NCBI's taxonomy places the organism in Eukaryota, Fungi, Glomeromycota, Glomeromycetes, Glomerales, Glomeraceae. The record is from RefSeq and is a predicted model, not a curated record.
AUGUCUCUCGUUGUACCAGAUAAGAACCAAUUUCAGCAUAUUCUUCGUUUGUUGAAUACUAAUGUUGAGGGCAAGACUAAAGUUAUGUUUGCCUUGACUGCCAUCAAAGGUGUCGGUCGUAGAUAUUCUAAUCUUGUUUGCAAAAAAGCCGAUAUCGAUUUGCGUAAGAGAGCAGGCGAAUUAACCAAUGAAGAAUUAGAAAGAAUUGUAACAAUUAUUCAAAAUCCAACACAAUUCAAAAUUCCAAAUUGGUUUUUAAACAGACAAAAAGACAUAGUUGAUGGAAAAUAUUCUCAGAUUUUAGCUAACGGGUUAGAAUCUAAAUUACGUGAAGAUCUAGAAAGAUUGAAGAAAAUUAGAGCUCAUCGUGGUUUAAGACAUUAUUGGGGUCUUAGAGUACGUGGACAACAUACUAAAACUACUGGUAGACGUGGUAGAACUGUUGGUGUAUCUAAAAAGAAAGAAAGAGCAUGUUUUAUUAAAAUUAACAUUAACUUCUGA